AGGCAGUCCUCCUUCAGUCUGAGGGCGGAAACAGGGCUGUGAGCUGCGGGAAGCUGAAGUAAACGGAGAAACAGCCACAGAGAAGAAAAUGCGCUUCUGGCAUUAUCUGUUCGCUACCCUCUUAAGUGUGAUCUGGUGUUGGUCGGAGUCCGGGCAGUUCUCGUUUCAGGCAGGCAUUUGGCUUCUGUGUUUUCUGCUCAUCUUCACUGCUGCCUGUAACAGCAGUGAACGCGGCACUCAGACGGACGGCGCCGCGGAGGAGGCGUCGCCUCAGACAAGUGAAAAUGGUCAUAUGGUUGGCAGAGAUGAGACUGAUACAACUGCACUAGAGCAGACAACAUUGAACAGGUCACAGUACCCAGAUGUUCAGAGGUCACUUUACCAACUGUUUAGGUGUGCCUAUGCUCAGCUGGUCUUGCCCUGGUACGAGGUCCCAGAACUUGGAGACAGUCAGCCUUUAUAUGCAGCUCUCCUCAGGGAAUUUAACCUCAUCGUGGACCAGAUCAUUUGUAAGGCCAAGGACUUUGACCUCUCGGUCACUAGUGUGGGCUGCAUUGCCAUCUUCACUCAGCACCUCCACUGCGCAAAGCAGUCAGACAGGUCCCCACUGUUCAUCAGUAAAGCUGAAGAAAUGGCUGUCCUUAGGUCUUUGUCUGAAGCCUUGAUACGCAACCUUUUCCCUCCGCACCUGUGGGAGCCAAAUGUCUAUAGCUGUGCAUUGCGAGAGAUUCUGGCCACAAAAGUACUGGCACUUGUGACAUUGCUUUCUGACCCAGACAACUUGAAUCGCUUGGUGGUUUCUCAGCUGGAUCGAGUGCCCUCUCAGAGCCCAGGGGAAAGAGGGCAUGACUCGGACAGAGAAAACACUACUUCCUCUACAGGGGUAGAGAAUAUAGAAGUGCCAGAAGAAGAAGUGGAAGAGAGUCCAUCUGAAGACAUCAAAGCGAAAAAGAAAGUAGGCAACAAAGUAAUGGAAAAGGUCUCCAAGUUAUUUAAGCCAAAGAAGAAGAAAAUAAAGAAGCAAGAGAAGGAGCUGAUGAAGAGAGCUUUGCAUUCCCGCAGGGCUGCUGUAAUAGAAGCUGAUGGUGCAAGCAGCUGUGAUGACUCGGUCCACGAGAGCGAAGACAGUGAUGUGGAGAGUGACUUGAUUAGCCUCCCAGAGGACAUGUUGGAGUUUAAGCUGUCCUUUGAGAUGUGGCGGGUUGGGAACUGGCAGGUUACCGUUACUGAAGUUGAGACAGAAGAUGACGCGUUGUGUUUCACAAUUCGAUUGGAAGAGAAAAACAACCCUGAGAAUCUCCACUGGGUUGUGAAAAAGACCCAGUCAGAAAUAGUUGAAUUUUAUAAUCACUGCCGGGACAUGUCUCAUCUGCCCUCCAUAUCAGAAAUAGUGGAGUAUACAGAAACAAAGUUCGCUGAAGACUACCAAGAGGAAGCAAAAACAAUUUUUGAGCACUUCCUGCAAGUGCUUGUGGAAGAUGCAGAGUUGGGUCACACUAAACUUGUGUUCAGGUUCCUCUGCCCACUGAACAGGUUGCUGGGAGAAGAAGAUGGAGAUGGAGGGGUGUGGGGUCUUCUGGGUGGGAUUGCAUCCUUUCUCAACCUUAGCCAAGAAGAUGAUGAACCAAAUAAUCUUAAAGGGGAGGAGAAGCCACAUGACACCAGGGACAGAUGCAGUAUAUCAGAUGCCUCAUCUCAACAUGAUGAGCUGGCUCACGCCCAGCCAGAGUAUAAGCACAUAUUGCAAAGACAAUAUACAGAAAUGGAGGAAGAGUUGUUGGUCACAGGCUCUGGAUAUUCACCUUCAAGUGACCAGAUAGAUGACCUCAAAUAUGGAAAACAAGAUGCAGAAUGUUCUGAUUGUCUCUUUAAUGAGCCUGAUCAGAGGACUUUAAGUAAACGUGAAAGUGUUGGUGAGAAUCUGGCACAAUUUGCUGCCAGGACAAAAGUAAUUCCUAAAAUACAGCCAGCUGUCUGUAGUUCAUUUGACAGUGACGGCGAAAGCCUAGGCCAGUAUGAAAAUGACAGCCUCUCGGACUGCCAUUUGACUGAAAGCAUAAACAAGAAGGAACACCUCACUCACAAAAAGUCAACAGACAAGCCUAAAGGGAAAGAGAAAGUAUGUCCGACCAAAGAAGAGACGCGGAGUUUUCCACAAGUACAGAAAAAAACAAUCAACACACCCAACUGGGAACAACCUGAAGUCAAUAAAGUGAUAUUUAAUUUGCUGAAGGAAAUUUCUGGCAAUUCUCGCAUGCUUAAAAUCAUUAAGACGGCUCUGACUCCAUUUAUGCCUUUGAUAAAGAAGAAAGUGAAUACUUUUCUGAAGAAGCUGAACCCUUCGGAAGCUCAGGUUGCCAACUACAUUGACCAGCUUCGUGAGCUCAUUUGGCCAGAGAUGCCCGGCUCCCAGGACCCGCCUCGAAGCAGCGAGGAUAAGAACAAGACCAAGGAGAAAGCCAUGUACCUCAUUUCUUCCAAGUUUGCAGGCUAUAUUUUCAGCAAAACGGAUAUGGAGACCUUGUUUAAGAUCCUGCAGGACACAGAAGAAAAUAAGAAGCUGGUUUAUAUGUUGCUGUUAUAUGUCCUAAAGAGGUUUCUGCCUGCAGACCGGAUUUUAUAUGGAUUGUCCACGCUAAAUGGGAAGUACAACGUUUAACAUCAAUGGACAGUUUCAGAUGCUGGUUGUAGUUCAUGAUGUGACAGGACUUGCUGAAUGAAACCCUCAGUCAAAUCUCCAGUAUGAAUAAUUUUCAUUCUUACUUUGCCCACCUUUAAAGGUUUAAAGUGCGUUUCAAAACUUGUUACCUAGAUGUUAGAACUGUUAUUUCAUUUCUGCAUUGAUUUGCAAAACUAUAUUUUUGUACAUAUAUUUUAUAAACUAUGUUUUAUGUGUUGAAAAAGUGGUGACCAGUAUGCCCCCUGGAGAUCUAACUACCUGUACAAAUCAGUUCUCACCACACGUUUAUCACACCAUCCAGCGAAUAGUUUCUCCUGAAUACACAACAGGUUGGAUCUUUACCCAUCUUUAUCCGUUUAAGAGCACUGAUCUGAUGCCAGUAUCUUAUCCGUUUGUGUAUUUCUCUUUAGUCUUAAAUAAAAGAUCUAGAUCAGUUUUCUUUCUUUGAGAUGGUUGAUAAUCUACUAGCCCAGGUCUAGUAGAUAAGGGUUUGAACCUCUGCAGGAAGAAGUAGACUGAGUAGAGCUGUAACACUUCCUGUUUUACCACACACACAAAAAAAAACUUUAAAUGGAUAAUGUACUUAAUAUUUCUUUUAUUGAUAUUCCUACCAAAUUAGUUCCUACUGCAAUCCCACAGUAAACAAACAAAACUUUUCAGUAUUAUGUUAUAUAUGAAGUAGAUAUACACAAGGAUUAUGUUAUGAUCUAUUUUAUCCCAAAGCAUUGAGAUGGUAAUGGGCUAAAUAUAUACAAAAUCAUCACUUAAGUUACUUUCUGUUGUUUCUAAUGUUGCCAUAUAAUAUAUUUUUUUAUGAUUUUGUAUUUUUUUUACAUCAUUUGAAUACAGCUGUUGUCCUUUGUGUGAAACUGUUAUGAUGAAUAGAUCAGUAAAAAUGCUGAAUGAAACAUUUUUAUAUUAACUUACAUAAAAGUUGGUAAUUUAUUUUGCCUUCUCCUGUAAAGUUACUAUUUUGUAGAUAAACGUUUGGGGUUUGUCUCUUCAUAUUUUUCACCUAAUGAUGAUGGCGUUGUUCCUCCAAUUAAGAACACUGUGUUGUGUAAAGGAGCACAGUUGUUAAGGUUGUUCUCAAGACAGUUGUAACAAUGCCAUAGGAUAGCUGUAAUUUGCUCUGCUCUGUUAACCAGCCUACUGUAUAAUAAUUUUGUAGUCAUUUAUAAUGAUAAUUUUUCAGUUAAUAAGUUUCUAUAUCACCUUUUUCAGGGUAUAUCCUGCUUUCUGUCCAGUGACUGUAGGGAUAGGCUACAGCGGUUUAAAAAAAGUAGCUUAUUAUAUUAGCUUAUUUUACUGUAUGCUCAAUAAUAAAUAGUUAUUUAAUGUCAGUUUAGAAUAUAUGCAAUAAAAAUAAAAAACACAUUGUUUAUUCUUCUUAGGUGGAGCCUGUUCAACCAAGUUACUACCUCAGCAUUUGUAGAGAAUUAAAAUAAUAUUUGAAUCGGAGUAUCUGCUGCUGUGGUUUAGCAUCAAUGUCUUUGUAACACUGUCUUCAAAAUGGAGAUGUGAAUGAAGAUGAAAUGUUUCAUGCUCAAAGAGGGUGAGAUCAUGCUUACAGCAAAUAUGGCUAAUCAAAGAUAUUUAAUGUGUUACAACUGUCAAGCUGUUACAGCUGUACUCAGUCUACAUGAGAUCUGUAGCCUUAUUUUUGAAUGAAAACAGAUUUAUAUCCUGCUCAUUUACUACAUUUUCAUAUUCAAAUUGUAAAUCACCUGUCUGUUACACUCUAAAUGUAAUUUAAAGCUGGGUAUGUUCAUACAUGAAAAUCAUUAUGCAUUAUACUUGCUGCUCUGUUCUGACAUGAA
Messenger RNA from Pygocentrus nattereri (red-bellied piranha), 4500 nucleotides. RefSeq lists its product as uncharacterized. Bases 89 to 2659 code for a protein of 856 amino acids. The record is from RefSeq and is a predicted model, not a curated record. Gene Ontology annotation, molecular function: phosphatidylinositol binding. NCBI's taxonomy places the organism in Eukaryota, Metazoa, Chordata, Actinopteri, Characiformes, Serrasalmidae. The transcript is spliced from 16 exons. Gene Ontology annotation, cellular component: early endosome membrane; intracellular membrane-bounded organelle.